Messenger RNA from Pseudovirgaria hyperparasitica, 2091 nucleotides. RefSeq lists its product as uncharacterized. The coding region runs from base 175 to 1878 and encodes 567 amino acids. Lineage: Eukaryota; Fungi; Ascomycota; Dothideomycetes; Acrospermales; Acrospermaceae. The transcript has a single exon. The record is from RefSeq and is a predicted model, not a curated record.
CUCUCACGACAAGCCUUCAACCACACGCUGCAACUUCUCUAGGCUGGUGAUUACACAUCCUACCUGCGAUCGAGAUCCUAUCGAGAAGAGAAGACACUUCUUACUGUCAAAGAUAUCAAGUUAGAACGGGACUGUGGCGUGCCUCUUUCGACCUUGGACAACGCUCCUGGAAACAUGACGCCUGAACCGCUCACGGUAUCACCUACCCCCCACGCUGACCCCUUGAUCACCUCUCCGCCCUUCGACCCAGAAACAUUAACACCAUUUGCAUCCAUCACACCCUCUCAACGCGCUCUCCUUGCUACAAGUCUACCCUGGCAAAUUCGCCUCGAAACACCCCCUCCAUCUCCAUCAUCUUCCUUAUCCUCCUCCUCCCAAACUACACCUACAUCCCCAACAACAGCAGAAAUAACAACGACAAAUACAACAAUAUCAGCAGAAGAAACAAUAACGACCUACGCCGCUCCGCGCGCCCUGCUCCUCUUCGUCUCCUCCCCCUCCUCAUACAUCCACGCCCACGCCUCAGACCCAUACAUAUCUGUCCCAGCCUCGAUCUGCCCCUUUCCAGAGCCCGCCCUCGUAGAUCUUCUUGCAUGGCUCACUAAUAACACCAACAACGCCAAUGAAGCGCCGUGCCAGAUUGUCAUACCGCCAAGCCCGGUCAUGGCGGUCAAUUUGUAUCUGCUGGCCGAGCGGCUGGGGGUGGGCGAGGCAGCGAAUCACAUCUUUGAACGUCUCAGUCGUCGGCUUAGGGCUAGCUCUCAUGAUUUUGAGCCGCUCCCAGAGAAGCUAGUGGACGCAAUCGUGGGAUUUUUACCGUAUCUCCCGAAGCCGGAUCGGUUGCUAGAGUAUACAAUGAAGGCGCUAUUGUUGUGGGCUAUAACGAGGCUUGACGCGCGGGAAGGAAGAAUGGCAAGGCGGUUUCUGCGUAAACGACCGGCGCUGUGGUGUACUGUGCGUGCGAUGGACGUAUAUAAAGCUCUCAUACCCCUCCGGACGCUGGACCAGAAUCCAUCGCUCUUGUACCCUGACGAAGAAUACUACCGCGCCCAGGGCACAGAGCUGCUCGCCCAAGCCAGAGAAAGAGAAACUGGAGAAAGUAGAGAAAGUAGAGAAACUGGAGAAACGGGAGAAACGGUAGAAACUGGAGCAACUGGAGCAACUGGAGCAACUGGAGCAACUGGAGCAACUGGAGCAACUGGAGCAACUGGAGCAACUGGAGCAACUGGAGCAACUGGAGAAGAAGCCAGAGAAGAAGAAGUCAUAGCAGAAGAAGCCACAGCUGAAGAAGCCACAGCAGAAGAAGCCACAGCAGAAGAAGCCACACCAAUAGGCGCAGAAACCACCGGAAUCACCGAAGCCAAACAAGAAGAAGAGGAAGAAGGAGACGAAGAAGAAGGCAUACUAAUAGGCUCCCAAACCGCGGAAACCGCAGAAGAAGAAGGAGAAGAAGAUGACGACGAAGUCACACUAGCAAACUCCAUACACAGCGAAACCGUAGAAGGAGACGCAGAAGUGGACCCAGAAGAAAUGGAAGACCCACCCCUGCUCCUGGACGAGGCUCCGCUCCUCGCACACGAAAGACCACCUUGCGCCCAUGAGCCGGAGGGUCAUGCGUUUGGCUGCCGCUUCGCGCAUGGCGGGAUGGCGCCUCCGACGGUGUUGGGGUCGGGUGUUUUUUGGGAGGAGAUAGUCGGGAGGGAGUGUGGUGGCGAGCAAGAGCAGCAGCAGCCGGAGAGUGAGGAGAGGAUGCAUACGGAAGUGGAUGUGGAUGUGGAGGAAUGGGGUUUAGAUAUAGGGAUGGGGAAGAGGAAGUGGGAGGAAGGGUGGGAUGAGUGGGUGGCGGAGCAGUUGGAGAUUUGGGACGAGGGGCGCUAGGAGGGGCAUGCUGUGAGGAUUGAGGGUUGAGUGAGGGAUGAGGGUGUUUUUACUGCUUGAUAUUAUUGGGUUUGACAAGGUGUGCGUUCCGUGUGUCUGUGUACUUAGUGGAUGCUGGAGGUUGUCUAUUAUUUCGACUGUCUGCUCUGCUAUUUGCUUUGCAUGCUGUGGAUUCUGGCUUGCUUCCUCGUGCGUGGGCUGGCUGCUCCUGUG